CCGGUCGAAGCCGCAGUAGCUAGGUUCAGUCAAGACUUAGAAAGCCCGCGUUCUGGUCUUGGAGCAGAGAGUCGUCCGUUGAGUUCGCGCCAAGGAAGAUUCUUUGCGCUCGCGCAACGUGCUCAGUUCAGUUCUAGUGCGUACGCGAAACCGUCCGGACGUGUGAGGUGAAACCGUGCAGUGUCUGGUCUUUGCAAGUCGGUUGAAAGUUCGGUUCGGAAGAAGCCUCCAAGUGCACGAGUGUCAUCGCCGGAUUGAGGGCAGAGAAGGUAGUGCUGUACGCGGAAGAUCUCUCUUACAAGGCGGGGUUGCCAGGCGUCGAGUUCUGUAAAUUGAUUCAAUUACCCGGCGAGAAGGGCCUGUAACUACCUUUUAAUCAAUUUGGCCACUUGUGUGGGGAAGUACAGCCGGUGACCAAGUUCUGGACUACCCAACGACAACGCCGGUGACGAUCGAACCCGCCGUUGCAUGCAUCUAAUUGUCGUCGGAAUUUCGCGUUGAGCAGAGGCGAGCUUUUUUGUUUCAAAGAAAAGUUUUUCUCCACCAAAAUCAUUACUUUUGCACGAUAAAUGAAAGCACCGGCACGUGUCAGGGGGGUGUCACUGCGGCAAUUGGAACUCGUGCAAAACAAUAACAUGAUCAGCGGUGGAGCUUUUAAUUGACGGGUUCAGGAUCUUGGAACUCAUUAACGACUGUUGUUUGCGGAUUGCGCACCAGGAGAGAAAUACCAGUGGCAAUUGGUGUGUUUGUGUGUGAAUUGACUGCUCACGUGUCGCUACUUUUGUGCAAGAUUAUCUGAUAGUGGUGUGAACAGGUGUAAUUGCUUCGGAGGAAACAUUUUGGGACAAGUGUGGAGUUCGCGAUGGAUAUCACCUUUGACAACAUCUACUACACCGUUUCGGUGGGGAAAAAAGACAAGAAAACCGUCCUGAAUGGCGUGUCGGGAAAGUUCAACUCGGGCGAGCUGACGGCGAUAAUGGGACCCUCGGGAGCCGGAAAAUCCUCGCUGCUGAACAUCCUCACCGGAUACACGACGAGUGGCGUCAAAGGAUCGCUCAACAUUGGCCGGAACGUCGGGGGCAAUAAAUUGUGCAGCUAUAUCCUGCAGGAGGAUAAUCUGCAUCCGUUCUUCACCGUCCAGGAGAUAAUGAUGAUGGCGUGUGAUUUGAAAAUAUCGUCACGAUGUCUCGAGCAGGAGGACAAGCAGAGGCUGAUUGACAACAUCCUGGACACUUUGCAUCUCAAGUUUACCAAACUGACGCGCUGCGGGAACCUGUCCGGGGGCCAGAAGAAACGUCUAUCAAUCGCCCUCGAGCUUAUCGAUAAUCCGCCGGUGCUCUUCCUGGACGAACCCACCACUGGUCUGGACAGCUCGUCCUCGCUGUACACCAUCAAGCUGCUCCAGCGGCUAGCCCGGGAAGGUCGCACCAUCGUCUGCACCAUCCAUCAGCCGUCCGCGACCGUGUUCGAGAUGUUUGACCUGGUGUACGCGCUCGCCGAUGGCCAUUGCGUGUACCAGGGCUCGUCCCUCAACACCGUCCCCUAUCUGCACUCGGUCGGGCUGCAGUGUCCCCAGUAUCACAACGCGGCCGAUUAUCUCCUGGAGGUGGCCAACAAGGAGUACGGCAAUUUCACGAACGCCCUCUCGAAAGCGGCCAUUGAUUGCCACUGGCGGAAGCCGGAAACGUUGCUCGCGCCGGUGGCAGUGUUACCACCCCACUAUUUGGCGUACGACCGGAAUCACAACGGCGACGAGAAGGUGGCAGUCCUGCCACCGGUCUACGGCGGCGGCAGCAACCUUAGCCUGGACAUGCCUGCAAAGUGCACUGCCGAUGGAGGAGUCAGCAAACACCGGACACCGAUGCGAAGGCCGUCCGAAUUCACCAAACUGUUGAUCCUGAUGAAGCGGUGCAACGUGCAGCUGUACCGGGAUUGGACCGUAACCCACCUGAAACUCUUUUUCCACGUCGUGUGCGCCAUCGUGGUGGGGCUGCUGUUCGGCGACUCCGGCAUCAAUGCAACGAAAACAAUCUCCAACAUUGCCUCGUUCCUGGUGCACAUCCUGUACCUGUGGUACACCACCCUAAUGCCGGGGGUGCUCAAGUUUCCGUCCGAAAUGAAGAUUCUACGCAAAGAAUCUUUCAACAAUUGGUACAAAAUCAGGACAUACUUUGUGGCGGCCAUGUUGACGACACUACCCGUUCAGAUCUUCUUCUCGAUGGUGUACAGCUCGAUAGUGUUCACGCUGACGAAGCAGCCACUGGAGUGCGAACGCUUCCUGAUGUUCAUGGCGGUCCUCGUGAUGACCACGGUCGUGGCCGACGGAUACGGCGUCUUUCUGGGGACGUUCCUCAAUCAAAUCAACGGAACCUUCAUCGGGGCCAUCACCACGUGCUACAUGAUAGUGUUCUGCGGUUUUCUCAUCAUGUUCAGCCACAUGUCGGAGCUGAUGAAGGCGUUCAGCUACUUGUCGACGCUGCGGUACGGCCUGGAGGGGCUGGUGCUGGCCACGUACGAUAACGGCCGCACCAACAUGAUGUGCCCGGACGAGGAGAUGUACUGUCACUACGUGAAAGCCUCCACAAUACUGAAGGAUCUCGGCAUGACGCCGGAGAACUAUCUGUUCAACAUCCUGAUGCUGGCGGUGCAGUUUGUGAUCAUCAAGGUGAUUGGCUUCUGGUCGUUGAAGCGAAAGCUGCGCUGUGGCUAACGAGGGGAGGAUAGGAGUAACUCUAGCAACUCAAUGCUCCACUAGGAGGAAUCAAUCACCAAAAUUGCCAAAUUUUGCCCUUCAAAUCACUUUUACCGCGACCACCGGUUGGUAUGCGCGUGUGGUUUGGAUUUUUUAGGUAGAAGAGUGUAAAUUCUCUUGGGAGGUGUGCACGAAUGCUGACACUAACUGUGAGAUAUUUCAGCAAAAGUAGGGUAGGUUUUUUAGAGGAACACUUUUUUUACUGUAACGGAUUGUAGAACAUUCCAUUUGAGUUAGGGAAGAAGAAGAAGACAAAUACACAAAAACACACAAACACA
Messenger RNA from Culex pipiens pallens (northern house mosquito), 3030 nucleotides. Its product is annotated as ATP-binding cassette sub-family G member 1. NCBI's taxonomy places the organism in Eukaryota, Metazoa, Arthropoda, Insecta, Diptera, Culicidae. The coding region runs from base 863 to 2710 and encodes 615 amino acids. Gene Ontology annotation, molecular function: ATP hydrolysis activity; ABC-type transporter activity; ATP binding. The record is from RefSeq and is a predicted model, not a curated record. Gene Ontology annotation, cellular component: plasma membrane. The transcript is spliced from 12 exons.